UUCGAUAUGAACGAGAUGUAACAUUUUUCAAAAAAUAAUAUAUAAACGAAUGCUUAUAUAUCAAUUAUUUCGAGCUCAUUAUACUCAUUAACAAUCAAUAUCUCCUGAAGUUACUCGCUUUAUAAAGAAAUUUUAUUUGUUUAUUAAUUAUUUUGUGCUUUUUGACUUCUUUUUUGAAAAUAAAUUUUCUGUGUUUACUUCUUGUGAAUUUGUAAAAUAAAUAAAUAAAAAUGCCAAUAACGUGUCAAGGCAAUGACAAUUGUUCAGUAUGCAUGCCAUGUACUCCUUAUUCUCCAUGUUCACCUUGUACCAUUUGGAGACAAUAUUCCCCAUGGAUUCAAUGUCCACCAAAAUUUGGUACAACUUGUAAAGUCAAACCUAAAAUUACUACCUCUGUAAGAUUUGGUGGUUUGAAAUAUGAAGCACGUAACGUUUUACCAACUCCACCAGUUCUAUGCAGUCCACCACCAUUUUAUCCUGUUCUCGUUGGAACUUAUCCUUUUUGUGGUUGGCCAAGUCCAUGUGCUGAAUCAACUGCUUUAAUUACACCACCGAUAUCUUGACACGCUGCUAUUUUAUUAGUAUUAUUAAUUUAUAAGUACUUUAUUAAAAAGAAAAAAAGUAUUGUGCGAACUGCAGAUAGAUAUCAGUACAUUAGUACCUGAAUUUGUAUUAUUUUUGUUAUCUUUUUAUCUAUCUAUUACAAUGUUCUUACAAAGGUAAAAGGUUUAUACUUUUACAAGAAAGAUUUACGCCCAAACAUUUUAAUUUAUUAUUUUACACAUUCACAGUAAGAAAAACUUGACAAAGUACGUCAGUGUCUCUUGUACCGUUUAUGUCAAUAUAACUACAACUUAGGAGUUUACAGUGCUAAAAUGUAUGGCAUUCCAAACACUUGCACCUUCUUCUUUGAUAGCUCAUAGUUCUAACGACACCCGCGAGAAAAUGUUCCAUAUCUCAUAAAUUAAUGUGCUAAGGAUGCAUGUAUCUCACAGCAAUCCUCUUUCAGAAUAUACAAAAAAAAAAAAAAAGAAAAAAGAAAAAAAAAGAAAAUAAAACAAA
This is a messenger RNA of Vespula pensylvanica (western yellowjacket), 1062 nucleotides long. RefSeq lists its product as uncharacterized. NCBI's taxonomy places the organism in Eukaryota, Metazoa, Arthropoda, Insecta, Hymenoptera, Vespidae. Bases 231 to 563 code for a protein of 110 amino acids. The record is from RefSeq and is a predicted model, not a curated record. The transcript is spliced from 3 exons.